GAGCGGCUUCCGCUUCGAACGGUUGUAAAUUACUUGCUUCUAGUCUAACACAAUUCGCUCCGAAUGGACUGCGCCGAGGGCACUCAGAAGCCCCACUACGUAAAACAAUACCUCGCUGCUGUGAUUGCUACCCUUGGUGCGUUUUCGAUCGGAACUGUAUUCGGUUGGAGUUCUCCGUCUGAGUUCGACAUCGAUGAUGAUGAUUUCGCCUGGGUAGUUUCGAUAAUGGGUCUCGGUGGAGCGAUAAUCAGCAUUCCUGCCGGGUUGAUAGUGAAGAAACUGGGAGCCAGGAAAACGUUACUGCUGUUCGUUCCCGUUACGGUGGCCGGAUGGGCGCUUAUCAUUUGGUUUCAAAAUGUGGGCAUGCUGUUGGUCGGCCGUCUGUUGACGGGGUUCGGUGCGGGUGCCUUCUGUAUGGUUGUUCCGAUCUACAUUGGCGAAAUGGCAUCCAAAGAGAUUCGUGGAACAGUUGGAUCGUUCUUCCAGCAGAUGAUUAAUUUGGGCAUACUUUAUGCGUAUUCCCUCGGAGUUGCACUGAACGUAUUCCAACUCAGCGUCAUGUGCGGCAUCGUACCGGUGCUUUACGGCGUGUUAUUCUUCUUCAUGCCAGACACUCCCACCUAUCUGGUACUGAGUGAUAAUGAACACAAGGCUGUUGGAUCUAUCAAAUGGCUUCGCGGAUAUCAUUUCGAUGCCACCUCGGAAAUCGAUGAAAUACGCAGCCGACAACACCUGACCGGUACCGGAACCGAGAAGCGUUCGCUGUGGGCAUCCUUUCGGCAACCUGCUGCGGUACGAGCACUCGGUACCAUGUUGGGUCUUAUGUUUUUCAUGCAGAUGUCAGGUGUUAAUGUAGUACUCUUCUAUUCGGAAUCAAUAUUCGAGUCGGCAAACGUGCCCAUCGGAGCUGAGGUGGCCACCAUCAUCAUCGGUGCUAUGCAGGUGCUCGGUACGUUGCUGUCCUCGCUAAUAGUGGACCGUGUGGGACGCCGGCCGCUCCUGUUGGUGUCGGGCGGCGCCAUGAUGGUUAGUGCCUUGCUGCUAGGAAUCUACCUUCUGCUGCUAACCGGAGAGAAAGCUACCGAGGAGCUGGUGGCCACGUACGGCUGGAUUCCAAUUGCAGCCCUUUGCCUGUAUAUGACACUUUUUUCGGUUGGUUUCGGACCGGUUACCUGGCUGAUGCUGGGUGAAUUAUUCUCCCCGGAUGUGAAGGGACUGGCCAGCGCGCUUGCAAACAUGACCAGCUUUGCGCUGUCGUUUGCGUUGUCCCGGUUGUUUCCCCUGGUACGGGACGUGAUCGGUAGCGGACCAACGUUUAUAAUUUUUGCCGGUUUCUGCUUACUGGCGGUGGUGUUUGUGGUCCUAGUGGUACCGGAAACAAAGGGCAGGUCGCUCAGUGAGAUACAGUGCAUGUUGGCUACCGGCGGAGGCAGGUUUGUGUUAAGGUUUAAUAAAAAAAGAUAACGAUAGUAAUACUUAGUUAUUUUUUCACGUUCAAAGUCCUUCGCAUUGAUUGCCAUGACUCUUCGAAAAAAAUU
Molecule: messenger RNA, 1538 nt
Organism: Malaya genurostris
Lineage: Eukaryota; Metazoa; Arthropoda; Insecta; Diptera; Culicidae
Product: facilitated trehalose transporter Tret1-like
Exons: 5
Coding region: 64-1464 (466 amino acids)
Biological process (GO): carbohydrate transport; transmembrane transport
Cellular component (GO): membrane
Molecular function (GO): sugar transmembrane transporter activity
Source: RefSeq, a predicted model, not a curated record